Daktulosphaira vitifoliae (grape phylloxera) is the source of this 1264-nucleotide messenger RNA. Its product is annotated as juxtaposed with another zinc finger protein 1. The transcript has 5 exons. Gene Ontology annotation, cellular component: nucleus. The coding region runs from base 82 to 912 and encodes 276 amino acids. NCBI's taxonomy places the organism in Eukaryota, Metazoa, Arthropoda, Insecta, Hemiptera, Phylloxeridae. The record is from RefSeq and is a predicted model, not a curated record.
UCAGUAGUGAUCAGCUGAUAAUCAUACUGUUAACACCCAGACCUCUGUGUGACUUUCGUUCAGCUGCUGCCUGCUGGAUAAAUGGCCGUAUUCCUGUUAAAUGAAUGUAAAUUCAACAACUGCGGUUUGUGCUUCAAAAACUUAUACGAUCUCAUACAACACAUAGAAGACAAUCAUAUAGAUAUUGAACUCAAGCCGAUUGAGCUGAUUGAUCAAACUGAACAACAAUGUCUUCCAUUAAGCUGUGUAAUGCGGUUUUUCGGGGAGAAUGCCGACAAAGCAGACAUCGAACCAGCCAAACCAGUUUUACAACCCAAAACCAGUAUUUUACCAUCUGUUCCAAACAUAUUUCAUCGUCCUAUGAAGACUGGUUAUGAGUCUGAUAAAGGAGAAUCAGAGGUAGUAGAGCGAAUUGAUCAAGUUGCUGACAGUAGUGAUUCAUGGUCUACCACAUCUGAUGUCAUAGAUGAAGCUCAUAAAAAUGGUCCUAAUAUUCAACAAAAAAACAAAGCUGAACAACCAAUUAGGCCAUUUGCGUGUCCAGUUCCUGGUUGUACAAAAAGAUAUAAAAAUGUAAAUGGAAUAAAAUAUCAUGUAAAAAAUGGUCAUACAAAUGGAAAAAUCCAUAAAAAGUAUAAGUGUCACUGUGGUAAAAGUUAUGUGUCUAUCCAAGGAUUGAAAUCACAUGCUAAUGGCAUGCAUGCUGGUACAAAAAUGACUUGGUUGACAACACAUAAUGGUGAAACCAUCCAAGUACCAGCAACUCCACUUUCACCUGAUACAGUACCUAUACGUGCAGUAACACUUAAACAUGUGCCUAGGACAACAACUGAUACCAAUAUACCCCCAAAAACAUUAGUCAUUACUAAACCUCCUCCGUCCACUGUUGAAUUUCCUGUUAUUGAGUCAUAGUAUAAAUUUAUAGGAUAUUAAUUUAAUUUUUAAAAGUUCCAGAGUCAGUCGUUCUAUUAUUUUUGUUGCUUGAUUUUUUUCAUUAUAAAAUACCAGCUAUUAAUUUUAUAUUAAGUAUAAAUUACUCCAAACUUCCUUGGAAUUACUUAAAAUAUAUAUGCAGUUCAGUAGCCAUUAUUUGCUUAACAUAGUGCUAUUGGCUACACUUAGUAUUGUGUAUUUGCUGUGUAAGUGAUGUAUAGUAAAUGUUACCGUAAUAAUUUUGUGUCUGUUAAAAGAAUCAAAGAUUGUUAAAAUAUAAAUAUUUAGAAUUGUUUUUGUUUAAAGAAAACAAAUUUUAUUUUGAGUAAAA